AGUUCGGCGAUAGUACGACGUGCAUCAAUACCCACACAAACACACACGUACACACGUUAGUAUCGUAAGAGCACCACCGGCCAUUCAGCCGCCUCGUCUUGGUUGCUCCCCCGCGCAAAACACCGACUCGACCCAAACCAAGCUAAAGCAAGCGUGUUUUUUUCUUUUCUUCUUAAUCUUUCUCCUCUAUUUUCUCCGCCGCACUUUCUGUUCCUGUUCAUUAUCAUCAUCAUCGCUACCUCCCCGUCAUGAAGCCCGUCACCGCACGCGCGUCCGGCUGUGCUGGUGCGCGGCAUCGCUGUCUUCGUGUCCUCUGUGCACUGCUUCUACUCUUCGCUGCCGUCCCACCGCGUGACAGCGGUGGCCGCAACGGACGGCAGAGUUUUCUUUUCGUAGACGUCGCGGUGGCGGCGGGAGCGGCAGGGGCCUUGCCAUCAUCGCCUCCCAUCAUCGAAGCGGAGCUCAUCGCGAUUGACCUCGGCCACGAGAACAUGAAGAUCAGCGCCUGGCGCGUCCAGGAAGAGGAGGUGCAGGUGGUGAAGCCAGGCGGCACAGGGACGGCGGUGACGACCACCACCGCCACUACAGGCGUCGUUUCGAUGGUGUUGAACGACCAGACAAACCGCAAAAGUCCUCCCUGCGUGGCCUUCCGCUACUUCAAAGCCUCCGCCGGGUCUGCGGCGAACGACGGCAGCAACAUCAUCACCAACGCGGAAGAGGCGAAGGCGGACGCCGCGGUCGAGGGCAAUCUGCUGUACCCUGCUGACUACCAGCUCGAGCGUACGUUUGCCGAGCAAGCACAGGCACUCGCCCCGCGCUUCCCCACGCAGGUCAUCUGUGACCCGGCCCAGCUGCUCGGCUACACCCUCUUCAACGCCACCUCUACCGCAAACGGAUCAGAACCAGCAGCAGCAGCUUCACCGUAUCAAAUCUCGGCGGAUGAGCUGACCGCAACCUAUAGCUUCCACGUCAAGCCGAUCAGCCAGCAGCAACAACAGUGGCGGCAGCGGCGGCAGGCCUUAGGUGUAUUUGUGCCGUUCUUCAGCAGCCCCAACAACCCCAUCGACUCCGCCGACGCCGGCUCCUUCUUCUCCGCCGAGGAGCUGACGGCGAUGUUGUUCGGCUACGCGCGGCGAAUGGCUGAGAAGGCCGAUGCAGCGGACAACGCGCUGAGCGAAGACGAGGAGCGUCAGCUGAUAGACUUGCUCAACAACACAGCAGCUCGUGGUGACCGUGAUAGCGCACCACUGCGUGGGCACGCCGUCCCGCGCUACGCCGCGCUUACCGUCCCCAUUCACUCCACCGUGGCGCAGCGGCAGGCGCUGGUCGAUGCGGCGGCCCUCGUUGGGCUUCGCGUCGUGCGCCUCGUUCACAGCACCACCGGCGCCGCGGUGCAACUUGCAUACAUGAAAGCGGAGCAGGUCUUCGUGCCCGGCACGACGCAGUACGUCAUGCUCUACGACAUGGGCAGUCAGCAGGCGGAGGUGGCCGUCUACAGCUACGCGGCCGUGCCGUCCGCCGUGGCGCAGCGCGUGAAGUACGCCGGCGCCAUCGAGCUGAAAGCGCUGGUGGGGAGUCGGCAGCUGGGCGGGGCGGCGUUUGAUACGUGCAUUGCAGCGCAGUGGGACGCGCUCUACUUCGCGAACUCCAUCCUCGCUGGUGUUGGCCGCGCCAGGACGGAGGCGGAGCGGCGAGCCGCAGCAAAGCAGCGCGGCAGCCUCCUGCGUGCCGCGCACAAGGCGAAGGAAAUGCUGUCGGUGAACCAGGAAGCGCACAUCACGCUGGAUGGCGUGCACGCCGAUCCCGCGCGCUUUAGUGAAGCGGCACGGACGCAACUGCAGCGGCAACCGCGUGUCGCGGCGGUGACCCCUGAUGGCGUGCUCACGCUGCGCUACACCCGACGCGCGUUUGAGCAGGAGUGCGCGGCGCUCUUUGACGCGGCGGUGGCGCUACGAGACGAGGCGAUCGCCGCGACGGCCGGACUUGUCGGCACUGUCGGGGCGCUGGCUCGAUUCGAGGUGAUUGGCGGUGGCACGCGCGUUCCACUGCUGCUGCAGCGACUGAGCGAGGGCUACCGCGACGGCGGCAGCCUGGUCGACCGCACGCUGAACAGUGAUGAGGCGGCGGUGCUGGGCACGACGCUGUUGUCCAUCGCGACGGCCCCACACGCGCUGCAGCUGCGGGGGGCGUCAUCAGUACCGCGCUAUCGGGUGCGGGAGUGGCUGACGAGCGCCGUGUACGUGUCCAUUUCCUCCCACAACGUAAAGGCAAAGAAGACCGACGGCACGGAUGAUGAGGAUGGCCAGCCGGGUCGUGCUCCGAAGGCUGUCACGUCGUCCACGGCAGGCGACGACACGGCGCACCUGCGCCUGCUGUUCCCUGCCGUCAAGACGAUCGUGCCGACGACCCGCAGCGUGCGAGUGCAGCUCGCCACGGACGGUGCAGACAGCGCCGAAGACAACGGCGCAAAUAGGACAAGUGACCAACAGCACGGCGACGUCGUCCAUCACAAGCAGAAAAUGACGUCAUCGGCGCCGGCGGUUGGUGACAGCGUGACCGUCACCUUGUACUCUGGGUUAGCGGUGGACGAGGCGUACCGCGAAGGGGUGCGGGCCGCGUCUGCGCAGGUGCCAGACAGCCACGGUGGUAACAACAGCACGUCCGUGGACCCGGCAGACCGCGUCGUGGCCGUCCCGGCAGCGGCGGGCUGCCCCAGCUGCUACGUCCGCACCUACGUUGUUGACGGAAUUACAGACGCAAAGGAAGUGUUGAAGGCGCAGGUGGAGCGUCAGCACUCUGCUGGUCGUGGUCAUGGUGGCGGCGGCGGCGUCAUCGUCGAGCUGGACAGCGCGGAGGUCGUGGUGGAGGCGGCGGCCACGGUCAGCGGUAUUCCACACUGCACGGUCGCCUACCUCCGGGCGGUGUAUCGGGUAACGCCGGUCAACUCCACCGCAGCCACUCUCCCAACGGCAGAAGGGAUGCACAGUUCUCGUCCAGAAGGUGUGGAGGCGGGUACAAGCGAAGCAGCCCAUCAAGGCGAGACACACGAAGGCGGCGGCGCCGCAGCAGCGGAAGAGACGUCGGUGGACGAGGAGGAGGAGCAGGCCGGUGCGCACGCCGAGCCGGCCACCACCACCGCCGCUGCCGCCGCCACGACCACGUCAGAUGUUUUCGAAGUGAAGGUAUCGGCCCUGCCCAUACGGCGCGUCACACCUUCCCGCGACGACGUUUCCACGACGGCCACCACCACCGCGGUGAUGCUGAGCCUUCGUUGCCGUUGCGCUACAACAUGGACCGCGCGGAGCUGCUGCGCUCACACGGACGGGUGCAGCGGCUGCAGCGGAUGGACGACGUUCGCCUGCAACGCAGUACGCUGCGCAACGACAUCGAAAGUGCGGUUAUCUGGGUAA
This is a messenger RNA of Leptomonas pyrrhocoris, 3410 nucleotides long. RefSeq names its product putative mitochondrial HSP70-like protein. The record is from RefSeq and is a predicted model, not a curated record. Gene Ontology annotation, biological process: cellular response to hypoxia; negative regulation of hypoxia-induced intrinsic apoptotic signaling pathway; endoplasmic reticulum unfolded protein response. The coding region runs from base 249 to 3410 and encodes 1053 amino acids. Gene Ontology annotation, cellular component: endoplasmic reticulum chaperone complex. Lineage: Eukaryota; Euglenozoa; Kinetoplastea; Trypanosomatida; Trypanosomatidae. The transcript has a single exon. Gene Ontology annotation, molecular function: ATP binding; ATP-dependent protein folding chaperone.